This is a messenger RNA of Mesocricetus auratus (golden hamster), 2680 nucleotides long. It is a transcript of the gene Crk, whose product is annotated as CRK proto-oncogene, adaptor protein. The record is from RefSeq and is a predicted model, not a curated record. The coding region runs from base 145 to 1059 and encodes 304 amino acids. Lineage: Eukaryota; Metazoa; Chordata; Mammalia; Rodentia; Cricetidae. Gene Ontology annotation, molecular function: protein binding. The transcript is spliced from 3 exons.
CGGUGGGGAAGGCCCGCGGCCGCCGCCGCCAUUUCGGGCGCUGCUGGGAGGCUGACACCGGAGCCGGUCCGCUGGGCGGCGGGCGCCAGGGCUGGAGGGGCGCGCGUGGCGGCGGCGGCCCAGCGUGAAGGCGCGGAGGCGGCCAUGGCGGGCAACUUCGACUCGGAGGAGCGGAGUAGCUGGUACUGGGGCCGCUUGAGCCGGCAGGAGGCGGUGGCGCUAUUGCAGGGCCAGCGGCACGGGGUGUUCCUGGUGCGGGACUCGAGCACCAGCCCCGGGGACUAUGUGCUCAGCGUCUCGGAAAACUCGCGUGUCUCCCACUACAUCAUCAACAGCAGCGGCCCGCGCCCUCCAGUGCCCCCGUCGCCCGCUCAGCCUCCGCCGGGAGUGAGUCCCUCCCGGCUCCGAAUAGGAGAUCAAGAAUUUGAUUCAUUGCCUGCUUUACUGGAAUUCUACAAAAUACACUAUUUGGACACUACAACAUUGAUAGAACCAGUUUCCAGAUCCAGGCAGGGUAGUGGAGUGAUUCUCAGGCAGGAGGAGGCAGAGUAUGUGCGAGCUCUUUUUGACUUUAAUGGGAAUGAUGAAGAAGAUCUUCCCUUUAAGAAAGGAGACAUCCUGAGAAUCCGGGAUAAGCCUGAAGAGCAGUGGUGGAAUGCAGAGGACAUCGAAGGAAAGAGGGGGAUGAUUCCAGUCCCUUACGUGGAGAAGUAUAGACCUGCCUCCGCCUCAGUGUCGGCUCUGAUUGGAGGUAACCAGGAGGGUUCCCACCCACAGCCACUGGGUGGGCCGGAGCCUGGGCCCUAUGCCCAACCCAGCGUCAACACUCCGCUCCCUAACCUCCAGAAUGGGCCCAUUUAUGCCAGGGUUAUCCAGAAGCGAGUCCCUAAUGCCUACGACAAGACAGCCUUGGCUUUGGAGGUCGGUGAGCUGGUAAAGGUUACGAAGAUUAAUGUGAGUGGUCAGUGGGAAGGGGAGUGUAAUGGCAAACGAGGUCACUUCCCAUUCACACAUGUCCGUCUGCUGGAUCAACAGAAUCCUGAUGAGGACUUCAGCUGAGUAUAGCUCAACAGUUUGCUGACAGAUGGAACAAUCUGUUUCCCCCAGUUGCCAUCUAUACAAUUUUCUUACAGGUGUCAAAGCAGUCUAGUUUAUAUAAGCGUUCUGUUACCUGUGAUCUUUUUUAAGACUGAAUCACUCCAUUCUUACUCGUAUUUACCAUAUUCAGGGUACGAAACUGGAGGGCUUGUGUGGUUAACUUCUGAAUUGGCAGUUUUAGGUGGUAGUGGCCAUGCCUGUAUGAGAGGAGGUAAAUACCUUGCCUCCUUUCUCUUGGGCAGGAUAGAUCAACCUGUGGAAAACUGACGGUCAGGAAAAGAAUGUUACACACUGCUUACCCUGAUUUCUUCAGUGGUUCUGUUUUCAUUCUGACACCAUACUAUCAAAUGGCAACAGACUGUUCCUCCCACUCCCAUGACGUAAUCAUGCACUGUGUGAAUAUUACCCAGUGGGAUUGCAUUUGCAUUAAUGGACCAUGACCGUUGUAUGACUCAUUCUGACAUUUCAAACCCUGAGGAUUCCGAGAACACUACUAGAGGCAUUUGUCUUCCUUUCCAGUCAAUGCUUCAUACUUUUCUUGGGUUCUUUCCUUGUUACUCUCUUCCCCUGUACCUAUAAAGUGACCUGAUUCUUAGGAUAGUGACUAUCUUCAUUCCAGAUGAGAAGCAGGAUGUGCAGAGCACUUUAUUCAGUGCAUAGCUUUAAGCCAGUAUUGGAUUCACUCAGUGGAUACACUCCCAGCUCUCUGCCUUCCCCCAAGGGGGCAUCAUAGGUUCACACUGCUACCACAGCUAAGAGACUCCUUGCUAGUGGGACAGAUCCGGCCGGGCCAUUUCUCCUGAUUGCUAGUAUCCUAGUGGAAUUCUACUUGGAGUGGAAGGACCAAUCACUUACUGUAUCCUGUAGAAGUUAUUGGGCCAAACUCUGCCCUCUGCAUCAUGUGCAAGUUUUAUAAAAGAAUUCUAUGCAUUUGGGGUAGGAUUAGUUCUUUGAAAAACUGUGCCAGUCCUGAGUUACUUAUAUAUCACUUUACAUGGCCAAAAUAGUUCUUGAAGUAUAUUACUUUAUAAGUACAUUACUUCAUUUGGGUUUUCCUUUGUCCAGAUUUAGUUUAUAAACCCUUUUAAGUGUAGAUUGGUUUAUGUGGGGUCAGAUGCUCCAAAGAAUAGGCCUGUGAGACUACAAAUGAUUUACGGUUUUUUUAGACUAUAAUAUGAGACUUUUGGGUGAUAAAAGGCACUUGCUGGUCUCUGGUGUGGUAUAACCAAUAGAAACACCUUAUACUUUGCUUUGAACCUUGUUUUAGAAAAAUAAUGUACCUUCUUAGUUGUACUGUAUAGAUUAAUUUGAUGAAUUUGCAUUCUUUGAACAUAUAUCAAAUCAAGGUAUUGCAGUGGCUAACACAUUGCUUAGCACAUGUGUGUGGAAAUUUUGUAUGAAAGAAUAAGCAGAGUGCAGAAACUUGUUACAGUCCCAGGACACCAGUUGGCAUAGGAUUGUAUACAUUACCACAGGCAAACUAAUGAGUUGAUGCUAAUUUAAUACAUUUGUACCUCACUCUAAGGUAAAUGCUUGAUAAAGAUGUUAAUGCUUAACUUUGGAGAUGUUGACCAGUGCUAAA